Messenger RNA from Cylicostephanus goldi, 861 nucleotides. The record is from the annotation of a GenBank genome assembly. NCBI's taxonomy places the organism in Eukaryota, Metazoa, Nematoda, Chromadorea, Rhabditida, Strongylidae.
GUUCACUUUUCGGAUGGAGUGGUGGUUGGUCCCCGUCCAACCGAAGCAACCUCACCUUAUCCUCCUGCGCAGCCAGUACAGGCUACCUCGUUUCCUGUUCAGCCGGAUAUUGGUGCUACUCCACAGUCCGGUGCACCUCGAUCGCCUCCAAAAUUGACUUCACCUCGACUUCGCUCGGCUAGUGUCUCGAAUACACCUCAUGCUGGAGUGGCAAACCCAGCUGAAGUCGCUCCACCAAUGCGAAAUGUGCCAACUACCGCCGUCGAAACGCCACCACUGCCUGAAAACUUUGUGGAAGAUGGAGAUUCUGGCCAACACCCUGUUCCUGAGACAACAACGAAUAAACAGCAAUCGACUCCCACUUUGCCUCCCGAAGUAAUAGCCGCUGCAACAUCGCUUUCGGCUCAGGUGGAUGUUGCGCAUCCACAAUGGACUAACAACGAUAUUUCUGAGGAAGAUAUCAAAGCGAAAAUUGAAGCGAUCAGCCGCGAAAUUGCUCAGGAGUUGGAGCAAAAGCGGAUGGAGACCGAAGCCCAAGCGAAAGAGCGGAAACGAGCUGAAGCUCCUCCUCCAACGCGUCGUCGGUCAACAAACGAGGCUGUCUUCAGCGGUGGCGAAGAAAAUGAGCCAGGCGCAUCCUCCAUUCCAAGGGGAAGAGGGAGACCCAAAGGAUCGGGAAGAACUCGGUCAUCUUUGAGUAGCAGUAGCAGUACUAGCUUUGCCGGAACGAAUACACCAUCACAACAUGACAUUUCCGACAGUUCGGUCAUUCCACCGCGAGGUCCCGACUUCCAAGCUACCCGAACUUCAGUCCGUACUGCUAAUCGCGUUGGCACCAUGCCCGUUACUGUGCGUCCUUGA